Messenger RNA from Amaranthus tricolor (Joseph's coat), 2035 nucleotides. Its product is annotated as very-long-chain aldehyde decarbonylase CER1-like. The record is from RefSeq and is a predicted model, not a curated record. The coding region runs from base 42 to 1898 and encodes 618 amino acids. Gene Ontology annotation, biological process: lipid biosynthetic process. Gene Ontology annotation, molecular function: oxidoreductase activity; iron ion binding. The transcript is spliced from 10 exons. NCBI's taxonomy places the organism in Eukaryota, Viridiplantae, Streptophyta, Magnoliopsida, Caryophyllales, Amaranthaceae.
UUUUAGUUUAAUAAUAUUUUAUAUCAUAGUGAAAGAAAAGUAUGGCUUAUACUCCUGGUAUUCUUACUCAUUGGCCAUGGGAGCCUCUUGGUAGCUUCAAGUAUGUUUUAGUGGCACCUGGAGUGAUUCACAGCAUAUACUUGUUCAUAGUGAAAUCAGAAGAAAGAAGCCUAUUUUAUGUAUUGACAUUCCCAUUUAUGUUAUGGAGGAUGCUUCAUAAUCAGCUGUGGAUCACCCUAUCGCGUUAUCGUACGACCAAUGGCAAAAACUUGAUUGUUGAUAAGAGUAUUGAGUUUGACCAAGUUGAUAGGGAAAGCAAUUGGGAUGAGCAGAUAUUAUUUAAUUGGAUAAUAUUUUAUGGGUUUUAUUGGGGUAUAGAAGCAGCAAGAAAAGCACCAUUGUGGAGAAUGGAUGGGAUGGUACAAAUAAUGUUGAUUCAUAUUGGUCCCGUGGAGUUUAUGUACUAUUGGUUACAUAGAGCAUUACACCAUCACUUUCUCUACUCUCGUUAUCACUCUCAUCACCAUUCUUCCAUUGUCACUCAACCUAUUACUUCCGUAAUUCAUCCAUUUGCUGAGCACAUAUUAUACUAUGGUCUCUUCUCCAUACCAAUGUUAACAACAAUAAUCACUGGGACACAAUCUAUUGUUGCUGUGUACAUUUAUAUAACUUACAUUGAUUUUAUGAACAACUUGGGUCAUUGCAAUUUUGAGCUCAUUCCUAAAUGGCUCUUUACCUCAUUUCCUCUACUUAAGUAUCUCUUCUACACUCCCUCGUUUCACUCUCUACACCACACAAGAUUUAGAACAAACUACUCUCUUUUCAUGCCAAUCUAUGACUACAUAUAUGGAACAUGGGAUGAAUCCACAGAUACUCUAUAUGAAACAACUCUUGAGAAACAAGAAGACAUUCCUAAUGUUGUUCAUCUUACUCAUUUGACUACACUACAAUCAAUUUACCAUCUAAGGCUAGGGUUUGCAUCUCUUGCUUCCAAACCCUUGAAUACAAAAUGGUAUUUGUGGCCUCUUUCAUUUGGGUCUUUUCUCAUGACAUUGAUGUAUGGUAAAGCAUUUAUGGUUGAGAAAAACACUUUUAAAAACCUCAAGGCACAAUUGUGGAUCAUACCACGAUAUCUCAUACAUCAUCACUUUCAAUGGCAACAAGAGACUACCAACAAAAUGAUUGAAGAAGCCAUUCUAGAGGCUCAUAAUAAAGGAGUCAAAGUUGUGAGCUUGGGGCUAUGUAAUCAGGGAAAAGAAUUAAAUGAAAAUGGUAAAAUUUACUUGAGGAGAAACCCUACGCUAAAAGUGAAAGUGGUUGAUGGUAGCAGUUUAACUAUUGCAUUGGUGCUUAAUAGUAUUCCUCAUGAAACUACCCAAGUUUUAUUUAGGGGUAACAUUUCUAAAGUGGCCUACUCCAUUGUCUCUGCCCUGUGUUAUAAGGGCAUUCAGGUUGCCACCAUAAGAAAGGAUGAAUAUGAGAAGCUUAAGAAAUUUGUAACAAAAGAAGGUAUCAACAAUCUCAUCUUUUCAACAAAAAGCCUCAACCAUGCAAAGGUAUGGUUAGUUGGAGAAGAUUUGACUGCAAUGGAACAAUCCAUGGCACAAAGAGGAACUCUAUUUAUUCCCUUCUCUCAGUUUCCUUCAAAAAAAGCGAGAAAAGAUUGUUUCUAUCAUAUUGUUCCAUCCAUGUUGGCUCCCAAAUCUUUUGAGAACUUGCAUUCUUGCGAGAAUUGGUUGCCGAGAAGGGUGAUGAGUGCUUGUCGUGUAGCCGGAAUCGUGCACGCAUUAGAAGGGUGGAACACAAACGAAUGUGGGGAUGCAGUAUUUGACAUGGACAAAACUUGGGAAGCUUCUCUUAGAUAUGGAUUUCGGCCUUUCUUAGGUGUUACUCAAUAGACCUUCAAAAUGUACUUUGGAGUGUUUUAUGUCUAAUAUGAGACUAUAUAAGAUGAAGUAUUUGUUAUUAGUUAUUCCUAAUGUGUCAUAUGUUUUGAUGUAACUUGAUUACAAGAAAUAAGAGACUAUAUAUAUCA